CACAAUUUGACUUUUUGACAUUACCUGUCACACAUCACGACACUCGCAGACUUCAAAUAGCUUCAAAUACAUUUCGACAUCAACAAAAACUCGUAAAAAUAAGCAAUGGAGUAACCAGUGGGCGAUGAACCGGGAUUUCAUCUACAACUACCAGGAUGACGGGCCUAACACCUGGUCGAGGAUCGGCAGCACGCUCAACAAAUGGCUGUGGGGAGCGCUGUGUUGCGGAAUACCCGGCGUGCCCUGCUACUUCUGCACCUGCUGCAAGCAGCUCGACACCAUGACGGAGAGGGAACGCCCCAGAGUCAAUCAAGCGACAGGCACCACGGAGCGGCUUUCUCGCCAGCACCGGCCGAAUGCACCACGCAGCAGGAAGGCAACGCCGGAGACGCUAUCGGCGGUGCGGUGCGCGUUGUCGCAGCUUCAAGGCGAGCCCGCACCCGUGCCGCCAUUCCCGCUGCCCGCGGAGCACCGCACCCAGGACCCCGGCUGAUCAAGCGCCACCAGCGAUACAAUACUUUGUAAGAUUAAUAUUUAAAUGUUAUAUAAACGUACAUUUCUUAAUUUUAGUACGUGUUUUUUGUAAAUAAAUACUUAUUUUGUUUACUUGAAAAAUGAUUCAAAAUGUAUUAUCACUCCUAUACGAAAAAAUCUGCAAUAAUUCAAAGUUGAUUAACAGACACUACAGGUAUAAGUGGUGGCAGGCGCUGAAAUGGGAAUAAGAUAGUUUUUUUACUUAUUUUAA
Papilio machaon (common yellow swallowtail) is the source of this 745-nucleotide messenger RNA. RefSeq lists its product as uncharacterized. The coding region runs from base 125 to 493 and encodes 122 amino acids. NCBI's taxonomy places the organism in Eukaryota, Metazoa, Arthropoda, Insecta, Lepidoptera, Papilionidae. The record is from RefSeq and is a predicted model, not a curated record. The transcript has 2 exons.